Molecule: messenger RNA, 1619 nt
Organism: Paramecium sonneborni
Lineage: Eukaryota; Ciliophora; Oligohymenophorea; Peniculida; Parameciidae
Source: the annotation of a GenBank genome assembly
AAUGGAAUAAAGUUUAUUCAUUUCAUAAUAAGAAAUAGAACAAGUAACUAAAUAAAACACUAUUAACAUUAAUGUAGGUGUUUUAGGACAUAUUGAUUCUGGUAAGACUUCUUUGGUUAAAACAUUAUCUAAAGUAAAUUAUAUAUUUAGGAUUAGAUAACAUCAACAGCAUCUUUAGAUAAGAACCCUUAGAGUUAAGAAAGGGGAAUUACAUUAGAUUUAGGAUUCAGUGCAUUUUAUACUCGCAAUCCAAAUGAAUAAGGAAAGUAUUUACAAUAAAUCAUUUAAGAUAUUUCUAAUUUACAUUAGUUGAUUGUCCUGGACAUGCAUCACUUAUAAAGACCAUUAUAGGAGGAGCUUAAAUAAUUGAUAUGAUGUUUUUAGUAAUUGAUGUGACAAAAGGCAUUUAAACAUAAACAGCUGAAUGUUUAGUUAUUGGUGAAAUUUUGGCAGACAAAUUAAUUGUGGUUUUGAACAAAAUAGAUUUAGCAACAGAAGAAGUAAUUAAUAAACAAAAGAAAAUUAUUACUAAUGUUCUUUCAAAAACUAAGUUUGGGAAUUAAGUACCAUUGGUUCCAGUGUCAGCAAUGUAAUCACUAGGAAUAGAGGAUUUAUUAAGAAUUCUACUUUAAAAUAUCAUUAUUCCAAAUAGAUAAGCUUAAUUAAAUAAAGGAUUACUGUUUAUGAUUGAUCAUUGCUUUUAAAUUAAAGGAUAAGGAACUGUUACUACAGGUACAAUUAUUUAAGGUUCAAUGAAACCAAAUGAUGAAGUAUUUUUUCCAAUGUUGAAUUUGAAUAAAAAAAUAAAAAGUUUAUAAAUGUUUAAGAAACCAGUUUAAAUAGGAGAACCUGGAGAUAGAAUAGCUGCCUUAUUUACUAAUUUAGAUGCCAAGGAGAUUGAAAGAGGAAUUGUUUGUCAACCUGGAAUCGUUUCAUUAUUAGAAAAUAUAGUGAUUGAUUUUAAGAAAAUUAGUUAUUAUAAAGGAUAACUCAAAUCUUAAAAUAAAUUUCAUGUCACUUCUGGUCAUUUAACAGUAAUGGGACAAUUGAAAUUGAUGAUAAGACCUAAAAAUUUAUAAUUAGAAUUAAAUAGCGAGGGGGAAUAUCUUGAAGAUUAUGAAGGUAAUUAAGAUAUAUUAUAUAUUUUAGAUUAUGUUAAACUUUAAGAAAAAUAUAAUUUGUAUGGUGUAUUAUAAUUAGAAAAACCAUUGAUUGCAUCUAUGAAUUCAUUAGUUAUUGCUUCUAAAUUAGAUACUGAUUUAGAAGCUAAUAUAUGUAGAAUUGCUUUUUAUGGAAAUAUUUUGUAUUCUUAUACAGCUUAAUAAAUAUUUUAAUAAAAUUACAUAAGAAUAUUUAGAAAGAAGACUAAAAAUGGAAAAGUAGAGAAGGUGAUUGAUAAUUACACUUUGCUUAUUAAAGAUUUAUUUAAGAAAGAAACUAAUAUAGGUAAUUAUAUAGGAAAAAUGAUUAUAAUUAAGUAAGGAAACAUUUAAGGGAAAAUUGAUAGUGCAUUUGGAAAAAGUGGCAAGGUUAAAGUGUUUGUUGAAUCAGGAACGAAUUAGGAUAUGACUAAUAGUGAUGUGGUUAUGAUUUAUAAAAAAUAUUUAUUUCAUAAAUGA